AGGCACAAGGAGCGGACGAGGAGACAGCACAGCACAGGAACGAGGAACCCGAGACACGGACAAGAUGAAGCUGCAAACUGCUCUGCUGUUGGUGUGUCUGUUCAGAACCAGCUUCACUCUGCCAGUGCAAAUAGGAAUUCUAGCAAGCAACAGCAAUGAGAUCCUGAGGCUGAAUGGACUAACUCUAGCAGCUCUUGGACAAGCACAGGCCUCUUCGCUUUUACCCCCGUAUGUGCUGCAGCAGCAGCAGCCGGAGGUGCUGCUCACUCCACAGGUGGUCAACCUGAACCCACAGGUGGCCGGUCCCUUCGGCCCACAGGGGCCCCAGUUGCUCUUUCCCAACCAGGGCAACCAGCUAACACCUGUGCUUGUGCCCAAUGGCCAACAAGAGCAACUUGGGCUCCCGCAGGACCCCAACGCGCCCAACGUCCCUCAGCAGGCCCAAAAUCCUGUGCAGAUGUAUCCACAGUUCCCUGCGUAUGGAUUUCCCCAGUUUCCCCAGCAGCAGGGCUUCCCGUACUUCAUGUCCCCUUACGGCUACCCUCGGCAGAGGAGCCCAGUGAUGCUGCAGCCCAACAAUGCCCAGCAGGCCCUGGAGAGAACCACACAGAGGCCACAGCUCCCUCUGCAGCAGGCUUCCCAGCCAAAGGUCCAGACAGAAAAACCAUGGCCGACUGGGACAACAGCAAUGCCUCCAGUGCCCCGUGGUGAUGCGACUGGUCCUGGGAUUGACGAGGGUCAGACCAACUUUCCGUUCCUGUUUGAGCCUUAG
Messenger RNA from Betta splendens (Siamese fighting fish), 772 nucleotides. It is a transcript of the gene odam, whose product is annotated as odontogenic, ameloblast associated. The transcript is spliced from 10 exons. The record is from RefSeq and is a predicted model, not a curated record. The coding region runs from base 65 to 772 and encodes 235 amino acids. Lineage: Eukaryota; Metazoa; Chordata; Actinopteri; Anabantiformes; Osphronemidae.